Tricharina praecox is the source of this 1275-nucleotide messenger RNA. RefSeq names its product S-adenosyl-L-methionine-dependent methyltransferase. NCBI's taxonomy places the organism in Eukaryota, Fungi, Ascomycota, Pezizomycetes, Pezizales, Pyronemataceae. The transcript has 8 exons. The record is from RefSeq and is a predicted model, not a curated record. Gene Ontology annotation, molecular function: methyltransferase activity. Bases 96 to 1031 code for a protein of 311 amino acids.
CAUCCCGGAAUCUUCUCUCCCGCCGCGAGCGACGACGCCAUUCCUGAAUACCGUCAAGCAGCACACCCCAUCGAGCAGCUGGGAGUCAUCGCAGAAUGAGCAGCAGCACUAUCGAUUUGGAUGACACCAAAUCGCUGGACAGUCUCUACACCGAGACCAUCAACAUCGGCGGCCGGGUGUACCAGCAACUAGCCCUGGAUAGGGGAUUGGGCUUCACGCCGAUAGACGAGGACGAGCGCGAGAGGCUGGACCAGCAGCACAUGAUUCUCCAGAAAGCGUUCGACCAGAGGCUCAUAUUUCCGCCGAUCGAGAACCCGCAGAACAUCUUGGACUGUGGCUAUGGGUCUGCUGCUUGGGUUUGCGAGGUUGCCGAGCGAUACCCACAGUGCGAGGUUAUCGGCGUGGAUAUUUCUCCGCAUAUGAAGCCCGAUGAGAUCCCUCCGAAUUUGUGGUUGCAGGUCGAUGACUUGAACGAACCGUUCACAUUCGCAUCGAACCAAUUCGAUCUGGUCCACUCCCAGCUUGUCGUCACCGGCAUUAAAAAAGACCGUUGGCGCUCUUACAUCAGAGAUUGUGUGCGUGUCACGAAACCGGGCGGCUGGCUUCAAUUCGUCGAAUGGUACACCAACGUCCAAUCCGACAACGGAAGUAUGGGCGACGACCAUGCCCUCCGGCAACUCAGCGGCCUCUACUUGAGGGCGUUGGAUGACACGAGAGAUAUCCGGGUCCCUAUGAAGUUGGGGACCAUGAUGCGCGAGGCUGGAUUGGUGGAGGUCGACAGUCAAAUGAUUCAGUUGCCGGCGAAUGGCUGGCCUUCAACCGAACGCGAACGUGAAAUCGGAAAUAUGAACAAUGUACUGUACAAGGAGGGACUCGGAGCCCAGUGCAACUACCUGCUCCACGAGUACCUGAACAUGGAUAUGCCAGAAAUCCAUGUCCUCGUUGCGAAGGCGAGGCAAGAUCUCGACAAUCUGGCUUUGAAGCCUUAUAUUGGCUUAUACGUCGCCAUCGGCCGCAAACCGAAUUCUUAACAAGUGCAAGUCCCGAACAGUUUCCGGACUUGCACUUGUUAAGAAUAAACCGGAUCGUGGAGAUGGCAGAUUCAGCAGACGAUAUUCAUCCAAGUGGUUGAAACUUCGAGAAUCGAGUCAUGCGAUCGGGAUGUGACGAAUCUUGCUUUUGCGCGCGUGUAUUGUUUCAUUUUUUCCUUGGAGCGACUGUGCGUGUUAUUGUCUGUUUUAUUGCGCUGUCUGAUAACUGCAGCAGCUCCCCGGG